AACUUUCUUCUCGAACCUUCUGUUUAAUACCCGCUCACCCAUGGUGCACUGCGCCGCUACCUUUCUUCUCGGUUGUGCGGUGGUCCAAAAUGUCGCUAUAACGCUGUCGCUUUAAACUACUAGUGGAGGUCAGAGAUGGGACCAUGUCUGUGGUAAUUCUUGCCGCAGAGUUUCUAAAGAGUGCAGAUGAGCUGGUGAAGCAGAAGAUUCCCCCCACGUCAGUCAUCAGUGGAUAUCGUCUGGCUUGCAAGUAAGAUGCUAACAUGUAGAACAACUCGUACAUUAACGAGAAUCUCACUAUUGGAACAGAUGACUUGGGGAGAGAGUGCCUAAUCAAUGCAGCCAAGACCUCCAUGUCUUCCAAAAUCAUUGGAGUUGAUGCCGACUUCUUUGCUAACAUGGUGGUGGAUGCUGCCCUGGCUGUGAAAUUUGUGGACAGCAAGGAGGUAGUCAGAUAUCCCAUCAACUCUGUCAAUGUGCUGAAAGCUCACGGCCGCAGCCAGAGAGAGAGCUUCUUGGUUAAUGGCUAUGCACUGAACUGCACCGUUGGCUCACAAGGCAUGGUAAAGCGCGUUGUUAACGCCAAGAUUGCUUGCCUGGACUUCAGCCUGCAGAAAACCAAAACGAAGAUGGGAGUCCAAGUUAUUAUCAACGACCCAGAGAAGCUAGACCAGAUCAGGCAAAGGGAAUCUGAUAUCACCAAGGAGAGGAUCCCAAGGAUUUUGGCAGCAGGUGCCAAUGUUAUCCUGACCACUGGUGGCAUUGAUGACAUGUGUUUCAAGUACUUUGUGGAUGUAGGAGCCAUGGCAGUGAGAAGGGUUCUUAAGAGGGACCUCAAACGCAUCGCCAAGGCAACAGGAGGAUGCAGGUGCCAUACUCAGGUACAGUCACUGGAGUGUCCGUGUGAGGCAGCUUCACCCGGACUGUCUGAGGUAGAAGGCUCCAUCAAGAAUGUCCGAGUGAUGCAGGUGCCAUACUCAGGUACAGUCACUGGAGUGUCCGUGUGAGGCAGCUUCACCCGGACUGUCUGAGGUAGAAGGCUCCAUCAAGAAUGUCCGAGUGUGAGGACCGUCCAUUGCACCUGUCUGUGAGAUAGAGGCUCCAUCACGAAUGUCUGAGUGUGAGGACCGUCCAUUGCACCUGAG
Messenger RNA from Xiphias gladius (swordfish), 1145 nucleotides. RefSeq names its product T-complex protein 1 subunit alpha-like. The record is from RefSeq and is a predicted model, not a curated record. Gene Ontology annotation, molecular function: ATP binding; ATP-dependent protein folding chaperone. The transcript is spliced from 7 exons. Gene Ontology annotation, cellular component: chaperonin-containing T-complex. Gene Ontology annotation, biological process: protein folding. Lineage: Eukaryota; Metazoa; Chordata; Actinopteri; Istiophoriformes; Xiphiidae.